Molecule: messenger RNA, 4905 nt
Organism: Mus musculus (house mouse)
Lineage: Eukaryota; Metazoa; Chordata; Mammalia; Rodentia; Muridae
Gene: Nrde2
Product: nrde-2 necessary for RNA interference, domain containing
Exons: 15
Coding region: 1950-4751 (933 amino acids)
Biological process (GO): positive regulation of RNA export from nucleus; RNA splicing; DNA damage response
Cellular component (GO): nuclear speck; nucleoplasm; nucleus
Source: RefSeq, a predicted model, not a curated record
AAAACUUGGACAUUUAUUUUGGACACACACAGUUUACAUGGUACACACAGUUUACAUGGUACACGGAGCUGCUUGGAUAGGUUUCCAUCCAUUCCUUUGUUUAGAUGAUUAGUCACAUCUCUGGGUUUAGCUUUUUUUUUUUUCUAAACUUUAUUUUAUUGUGGUGCCCUGUGCACUUGGAGGUCAGAAGACAACUUUGUGGAGCCUGGAUGAAACUCAGGUAUCCAUGCUUGCUUGGUAGUACCUUUAUUAUUUAAGCCAUUUCAUUGGCUCCUGCACCCAACCUUUUUUUUUUUUUUGGUAGGGGAAUCUCAAAAAUACUUUAUAGGUAAGUAUAUGCAUUUAUUGUCAAAGACCUUUAUCUUAUUGGGACUUUGUACUCUUCUGUAUUCCUAGGGUAUUUAAAAUGACAACUUAUAUUUGGAUCACUUACAUUUUGCCGUGGAACUUGUCACAUCUCACAUAGAAGCUAAUUUUUCAUUUCUUUUCUUUCUUUUUAUUGGCUUUUUUUGAGACAUCGUCUCUAUACAGUUCUGACUCUCAUGGAAAUUACUAUGUAGACCAGCUGGUGUCGAACUCACAGAGAUCCACUUGCCUCUACCACUGAGUGUUGGGACUUAAAAGGGGUUUGCCCCCACACCCAGUUUAAAGCCACCUUUUAAAUGCUUCUUAUGGGUGAAACAAUUGCAAUUUGUACAUGUAUAUGUGUACGUAUACAUACACUCACACACACAAUCUUGCAGAGGAGGAAAAUGAAUCUUACAGAAUUUGAUUACUUUGAUCCAGUUUAAAGGAGGCAAUGUGCUUUUACCAGAGGAGCUGAAUUCCAGUUUCCACACCUUCCCCCCUCCCAACUUCCUCUUCCGGUUCCUGCUUGUCCAUUGUUCAGUGAAGCCGGAGGGCACUAACUACAAGGAAACUGUUCUUCCUCAAUCUCACCCUCUUCCCUCCUCCCCUCUCUACCCUUUGGGUCUCCGCACCGCCUUGCCCAGGAGUUAAGCCUUAAAGAGUGCAGGAAGAACUACAUUUCCCAGAGUGCCUCGCGAGUCACCGUCCUCCAACCAGAGCUCUCCAGACGGCGCCAUUUCUGAGGCAGGAGUGGUAGUGCGGCCUGUGAUCAUGGCGCUGUUCCCGGCUUUUGCGGACGUAAGUGAGGCCUCCGGUGAUGGGGCAUUCAGGAAAGGUGUGUCAUCUGACAGGCAAGGAUAUGAUCAAGUAUAAGCAUCAUAUGAGCGGACGCUGUCUUGUCCAUCACGGUCUCCCCAGUACCUGGAAUUGUGCUAGGGUACAUAGCAGAGUUAGAUUGGCUGAGCAACCCAAGCUUUCGUGUUGGAAAUCUAACUUCUCUGAGCCGACAAACUGAAGAGGUCACAGCCCUUGCUUCUGAAGGGUCACCACCGCCAAGGUACUCUUUUAUCAGGAGUCCUCUGAAGUCAGAGCUCUCAGGUGAGAGCAACACUAGCGAGAAGCUCGCACAGACAAGCAGGAAGAAGAAGAAGGAGAAAAAGAAGAGACGGAAGCAUCAGCACCACAGGAAAACCAAGAGGAGGCACGAGCAGUUGAGCAGCAGCGGCUCUGAGUCAGACACAGAGGCUGGGAAGGACAGGGCUUCCCGGAGCAUCAGGGACGACCAGAAGGAAGCCGAGAAACCCUGUCAGGGAAGCAAUGCGGCUGCUGCUGUUGCUGCUGCUGCUGGACAUCGGUCCAUUUGGCUGGAAGAUAUUCACGAUCUGACCGACGUCUUCAGGACUGAUAAGAAGCCAGAUCCUGCCAACUGGGAGUAUAAAUCUCUGUAUCGUGGGGAUAUAGCAAGGUACAAGAGGAAGGGAGACUCCUGCCUGGGUAUCAAUCCUAAGAAACAGUGUAUAUCUUGGGAAGGGGCUUCUGCAGCAAAGAAGCACUCACACAGGCACCUGGAGCGCUAUUUUACCAAGAAGAAUGUGGGGUUAAUGAGAACAGAGGGCAUUGCUGUGUGCAGUAACCCCGAGCCUGCCUCCUCCGAGCCCGUCACAUUCAUCCCAGUGAAGGACUCUGCUGAGGCAGCUACUCCUGUUACAUCAUGGCUGAAUCCUCUGGGGAUUUAUGAUCAGUCUACCACACAGUGGUUACAAGGACAGGGUCCAGCAGAGCAAGAGUCAAAGCAGCCGGACUCGCAACAGGACAGGGAGAAUGCUGCUCUCAAGGCCAGAGUGGAAGAGUUUAACAGAAGGGUUCGGGAGAAUCCUUGGGACACGCAACUAUGGAUGGCGUUUGUGGCUUUCCAGGACGAGGUCAUGAGGAGUCCUGGCAUCUAUGCCCUUGGGGAAGGAGAACAGGAGAAGCACAGGAAGUCCCUGAAGCUCCUCCUGGAGAAGAAGCUGGCUGUGCUGGAGCGGGCCAUCGAGAGCAACCCAGGCAGCGUGGAGCUGAAGCUUGCCAAGCUGCAGCUGUGCUCAGAGUUCUGGGAGCCCAGUGCGCUGGCCAAGGAGUGGCAGAAGCUCCUCUUCCUGCACCCCAACAACACAAGCCUGUGGCAGCGCUAUCUCUCCUUUUGCCAGAGCCAGUUUGGUACCUUUUCUGUGUCCAAACUCCACAGUCUGUAUGGCAAGUGCUUGAGUACCUUGUCUGCUGUUAAAGAUGGCAGCAUGCUAUCCCACCCUGUGUUGCCGGGCACCGAGGAGGCCAUGUUUGGGCUCUUUCUUCAGCAGUGCCACUUUCUACGGCAGGCUGGCCACUCAGAGAAGGUCAUCUCUUUGUUCCAGGCCAUGGUUGACUUCACCUUCUUCAAGCCUGACAGUGUGAAAGAGCUGCCUACUAAAGUACAGGUGGAAUUCUUUGAGCCCUUCUGGGACAGCGGAGAACCACGCGUUGGGGAGAAGGGAGCCCGAGGCUGGCGGGCGUGGAUGCACCAACAGGAGCGAGGUGGCUGGGUGCUCAUCACCCCAGAUGAGGAUGACGAGGAGCCCGAAGAGGAGGACCAGGAGAUAAAAGACAAGACCCUGCCCCGGUGGCAGAUCUGGCUUGCUGUUGAGCGUUCUCGAGACCAGAGGCACUGGCGUCCCUGGCGCCCUGAUAAGACCAAGAAGCAAACGGAGGAAGACUGUGAGGACCCUGAGAGACAGGUGCUGUUUGAUGACAUUGGGCAAUCUUUGAUCAGACUUUCCAGCCCAGACCUUCAGUUCCAGCUCAUCCAGGCCUUUCUGCAGUUCCUGGGCGUGCCUUCCGGCUUCCUGCCCCCAGCCUCCUGCCUUUACCUGGCCAUGGACGAGAGCAGCAUCUUUGAGAGUGAACUUUAUGAUGAAAAGCCCCUGACUUACUUCAACCCUUCCUUUUCGGGCAUUAGCUGUGUCGGCUCCAUGGAACAGUUGGGUCGCCCUCGCUGGACCAAAGGUCACAACCGAGAGGGCGAGGAGUUUGUCCGCAAUGUCUUCCACCUGGUGCUGCCUUUGCUCGCAGGCAAGCAGAAGUCCCAGCUCAGCCUCUCCUGGUUACGGUACGAGAUUGCAAAGGUCAUUUGGUGUCUACACACUAAAAAGAAGCGAUUGAAGUCUCAGGGAAAGAGCUGCAAAAAACUAGCCAAGAAUCUCCUCAAGGAGCCAGAAAACCGCAACAACUUCUGCCUCUGGAAGCAGUAUGCACACCUGGAGUGGUUGCUCGGUAACACAGAGGAUGCCAGAAAAGUGUUCGACACAGCACUCAGCAUGGCAGGCAGCAGCGAGCUGAAGGACCGUGAACUCUGCGAGCUCAGUCUGCUCUAUGCCGAGCUGGAGAUGGAACUGUCGCCGGACUCGAGAGGAGCCACCACAGGCCGAGCGGUCCACAUAUUAACACGGCUGACGGAGAGCAGUCCCUACGGGCCCUACACGGGGCAGGUCUCGUCCACCCAGGUGCUGAAAGCUCGGAAGGCUUACGAGCUCGCGCUGCAGGACUGCCUGGGCCAGAGCUGUGCCUCCAGCCCAGCUCCUGCAGAGGCCUUGGACUGCCUGGGUAGCUUGGUCCGAUGCUUUAUGCUCUUCCAGUAUUUGACUGUGGGCAUUGAUGCUGCUGUGCAGAUAUACGGAAGGGUGUUUGCCAAGCUGAAGGGCUCUGCUCGCUUAGAAGACCCAGGGCCAGAGGACAGCACCAGCUCCCAGAGUUUGACCAAUGUGCUCGAGGCUGUCAGCAUGAUGCACACAAGCCUGCUGCGAUUCCACAUGAACGUUUGUGUUUACCCUCUGGCUCCACUCCGAGAGACCCUCUCCGAUGCUUUAAAGCUGUAUCCGGGCAACCAGGUUCUUUGGAGGGCUUAUGUACAGAUUCAGAAUAAGUCCCACAGUGCUAACAAGACCAGAAGGUUCUUUGACACAGUUACUAGGUCUGCCAAACAUUUGGAGCCUUGGCUAUUUGCAAUCGAAGCUGAGAAGCUGAGGAAAAAGCUAGUGGAAUCUGUUCAGAGGGUAGGAGGCAGAGAGGUCCAUGCAACAAUCCCCGAGACUGGCCUUACGCAUCGCAUCAGAGCUUUGUUUGAAAAUGCGAUUCGGAGCGACAAGGGCAACCAGUGUCCCCUACUGUGGAGGAUGUAUUUGAAUUUUUUGGUUUCCUUAGGAAACAAAGAAAGAAGCAAAGGCGUGUUCUACAAGGCCCUCCAGAGCUGUCCUUGGGCAAAGGUGCUAUACAUGGACGCCAUGGAGUAUUUCCCAGACGAGCUGCAGGAGAUCCUGGACGUGAUGACCGAGAAGGAGCUCCGUGUGCGCCUGCCCCUUGAGGAGCUGGAGCUGCUGCUGGAGGAUUAGUGUGCAGCCAGGCCUGGGCCAGCCUGCAGAGCCCAAAGCCGCAGCUGUGCAGGCUCCACUGUCCUGCUGGGGUUGGACGUAUUGACUUACAUAUUAUAUAUGUGAUCUCUAUGUACAAGUGGAGUCGUGCCAGUGAUAAACCUUUUGUGGUUGA